AAACAGACUGCAGUCUGUCUGAGCUGUGUAUGCAGUGGCUAGACUUUAGCAAAGCAGAGAAGGCUGUGUGUGGGGCAUCUGGCAGUGCUGUGCUGGAGGUAGGUUAUAGUAAGUUGACAGUACUUGGCAGUUGACAGUGGUUCUACUAGCUAACAGAAGUUGUAGGAAACAGACUAAAAACAGACUGCAUCUCUCCGAGCGAGCUCCAUAUGCAGUAGAUAGAGAAGGCCACAGGGCAGGGGUAACAGUGUAGAACAAUUCUUAGGUUGACUGGAGGUAGACUGGGACCAAUAGUGCAAGUACUGCAGCCAUGCAACACCUGUUGUACCAGCCACUGCUUCUCAAUGGAAACAAAUACCUGCAGCAGAAGUGGGACAAGGCCUCCUAUGAAAUGCAUCUGAGAAAGGUCAAAUCAGCGAAACCCACCAUCGACACAACUGCACCGAAAACCUAUGGUCACCUUGCCCUCAAAAUGAAGAAACAAAAGGAGCAAAGCAUGUCCAAAAUUCAGAGGGAAAACAAUAUGCUGCUUGAGAAAAUAUCUCACAUCAUGAGGACUACUGGUCGCAUCGACAACAGGAACGACUAUGAAAACAAAAGUCUCUGCAGAGAGAUGCAACAGCAGGAGUUGCUCCGUAUCACCAAAGAUAACCAGUUGAUCCUUCUUCGUCUGACCCAGUGCCAGCCUCACUACAGCAUUAAGGACUGGCAUGAGGACUGGCUCAAGACAAUCAAGCUCAUGGAGAGCAUUGCACGAUAUCCACGAAGAGUUAGUGACUAAAAGGGACAAGGCCAGGCCAGUAAUGAAGAGCAGCAACACUGAGACUGAAGAAAAGGACAGUCUUCGUGCGGAACAGAGACCAACACAGCAGCAUCACUCACAAUGGCAAAAGGGGAGUGUGAAGAAGAACCUGAUCAACAGGAAGAGGAGGUGGGCCUGUAGGAAACACCUGAGUCAUCUGACACACCAAACAAAGGUCCUACAUCUGAAAGUCCCCCAAUACCUGAACCCCCUCACACACCUGACACACUAAGCACAAGUAACAGACCUGACUCCCCAGUCAAAGGCUGAGAAUAGGUGUAAGCACAAGGACAUUAAGAAGGGGUAAAGUAAUUUGUCUAUUUGGUAGAUUAUUUACAUUUGCAAUGUAUCCAGAUGUUCUUUGAAAAUAUAUUACUGGCUUGUAGUAUUAAAGGAAUUUAUAACUUCUCGUCUUGGGAUCAGAUGCCUUUGCCACCUUUAUGCGAAAUCAAUGCAUAAUGCAUGUUAGCUACACAAUAAAUAGUUGUCAAAACAAAGGUUCAAUCAGAGGAAAGCGUCAGUGAUUAUAUCAUAAGACGGUUCAUUGCCUGUGAACGAGCUGGGCUAGAACAAAAUUGACCUUUUUUUAAAGACAUUAGCAGCCUUCCAUAACUUCACAUGGAGAUUAAAUUAGGCUACCACAUGUGCACAACUAAAACCACAGUAUUUGUUCAUCUUUUGGUUUAGGUUUUUAUGUUCAAGUCAAAUGCAGCCUAUUAUCACCAGGUAGAAUACAAAACAUAUGUUUCAUCGACACCAAUGUACAGCUGUAUAACAACUUUAAUUGUAAACGGUAUUUAAUAUGUCAAACUAACUACUGUUUUAAUAUCAACACCAAUGUAUAACAACCUGAAAUUGGUUAAGACAUUGUCAAAGGGGAACAUUUUGGAAAUUUGUCAAAGUACCAAAAGCUGUCUCACAGUAAGCACCUCUCUGUGUCAUGACGUUAUGCAGCCCCUUGAUGAUUCUGACAGCUUUUUGGGCACAUUCUAACCAAAGUUCUGUGAAUAAUUUAACAUCUUUGUACAGUACCAUUCAAAAGUUUGGACACACGUAUUAAUUCAAGAGUUUUUCUUUAUUUUUACUAUUUUCUACAUUGUAGAAUAAUAGUGAAGACAUAAACUAUGUAAUAACACAUAUGGAAUCAUGUAGUUAACAAAUCAAAAUAUAUUUUAGAUUCUUCAAAGUAGCCACCCUUUGCCUUGUUGACAGCUUUGCACACUUGGCAUUCUCUCAACCAACUUCACCUGGAAUGCUGAGCACUUGUUGGCUACUUUUCCAUAACUUUGCAGGCCAACUCAUUCCAAACUAUCUCAAUUGGGUUGUGGUCGGGUGAUUGUGGAGGCCAGGUCAUUUGAUGCAGUACUCCAUCACUCUCCUUCUUGGUCAAAUAGCCAUUACACAGCCUGGAGGUGUGUUGGGUCAAUGUCCUGUUGAAAAACAAAUGAUAGUGGGACUAAGUGCAAACCAGAUGGGAUGGUGUUAUCGCUGCAGAAUGCCGUGGCAGCCAUGCUGGUUAAGUGUGCCUUGAAUUCUAAAUAAAUCACUGACAGUCACCAGCAAAACAUCAUCACACCUUCUCCUCCAUGCUUUACGGUGGGACCCACACAUGCAGAGUUUCUGUUCACCUACUCUGCGUCUCACUAAGACACGGCAGAACCAAAAACUGUAAAUUUGAUCAAAGGACAGAUUUCCACUGGUCUAAUGUCCAUUGCUAGUGUUUCUUCACCCAAACAAGUCUCUUCUUCUUAUUGGUGUCCUUUAGUAGCGGUUUCUUUUCAGCAGUUCGACCAUGAAGGCCUGAUUCAUGCAUUCUCCUCUGAACAGUUGAUGUUGAGAGAAUGCCAAGAGUGUUUAAAGCUGUCAUCAUGUCAAAGGGUGACUACUUUGAAGAAUCUCAUCUUAAAUAUAUUUUGAUUUGUUAAACACUUCUUUGGUUACUACAUGAUUCCAUAUGUGUUAUUUCAUAGUUUUGAUGUCUUCACUAUUCUACAAUGUAGAAAAUAGUAAAAAAAUAAAGGUAAACCUUUGCAUGAGUAGGUGUGUACAAACUUUUGACUGGUAGUGUGUAUCUGACACACCUGGCUCAUUUGGUUGAGUAUCCUACAUCACUAUGAACAUUUUAAGAUAUUUAAGAUGCCAUUGAGGUAUAUUAGAAAAAGGUGCCAUAUUAGGCUGCCAUAUUAGAAAAAGGCUUCUGUGGGGUUAAUACAUGAAUUAUGUGACGGCCCUGUAUCUACAAAUCUUUUUAAAACCCUGUUCUAGCUGUGUGUGUAAAAUAUGGUGCCUCUAUCACAGUUACAAUCCAAAAACAUAGCUGCCCCACUACAUGGAAUUAUAUGGCUAAGCUUCCAAAAUUGUAAUGUCAAUGACGCAAUAUGUUUAUUUUUUAUUUUAUUUUUUUACAAUAGUUGUAGCUGGUGCUUUCAAAGUUGGUAUAUUAUACAUGUAUAUCAUUUUUUAAGUCAAUUUCAUGACCUUUUAGAACCACUAGUACAUUUUUGUUUGAAUGUUUCAGGGUUUCCUUUAAGCAAUUUAUACAGGUAAUUCUGAUAUGUACCCUAGAGAUUAAAGUUCAGGUUCUGUUGACCUGAACAUUCCAAAAAUGUGUCUGAUAGAUAGCGUUCCAAUGAUAUAUGAUAAGUAAGGAAUCACGUGUUGUAUAAUGACAAUGCUUUUCAUUAAAGAAAGUGAUAACAGAGAAAGCUGCCACUGCUGCACUGCGAUCAUACAUUUUCCAAAGCUAGGGACAUAAAAAAAAAUCACUAUGAGAGACCGUUGGCACAAGUGAGCUUGACCAACUCCCCUGGCACAUUGACUAUAUAGCCUACAGCACAUGACUAAAAUUUCGAUGUUCAGAUAGCAACUCCCUGUUUCACUCUGUUGCACUGAACAUACUGUAGCCCAUCACU
Molecule: messenger RNA, 3714 nt
Organism: Oncorhynchus kisutch (coho salmon)
Lineage: Eukaryota; Metazoa; Chordata; Actinopteri; Salmoniformes; Salmonidae
Exons: 5
Coding region: 311-781 (156 amino acids)
Source: RefSeq, a predicted model, not a curated record